Panicum hallii is the source of this 1185-nucleotide messenger RNA. RefSeq names its product transcription factor HEC2-like. Gene Ontology annotation, molecular function: protein dimerization activity; DNA-binding transcription factor activity. Gene Ontology annotation, biological process: regulation of DNA-templated transcription. The record is from RefSeq and is a predicted model, not a curated record. NCBI's taxonomy places the organism in Eukaryota, Viridiplantae, Streptophyta, Magnoliopsida, Poales, Poaceae. The transcript has a single exon. The coding region runs from base 136 to 846 and encodes 236 amino acids.
UCGCGGAGCUCGCAAAACCUCCACACCUUCCUCAAAUAGCCACUAGCUUUAGCUGCUCGCCGAGCUCCCUGAUCACUCUCGCUGUCAGCCUUCCUCGCUGAUUCAUAGGUAGCCAGCUACCAGCCCCAUUAGCGGAUGGAGUUUGACCUGCUGAAUUACAGCCCGGAAGCUCAGCUCGAGCUGAUGAACACGAUGCUCCAGCUGGAGCAGCUCACCAAGCUCGACGGCGGCCAUCAUUCGCUGACGGCGCCCGUCUCGCCGCCGGUAUCCCCGGUGCAAACCCAUGCAGCCCACUGCUUCUCGCCUCCGGCGCACAUGUCGGCGACUGCCACCGCCGGUUACCAGGACCAGUACACACCGCCGGCCGCGUACGCCGGUAGCACCGUCGGCCUCGAGCACCUCCAGGUGGACUACGUGCUGUCCCCGUGCGCCGACGGCGGCGCGCCGCAGCCGGCGGGGUCGCCGUCGCCGACGUCGUCCGCGGACGCGAUGCGGGAGGUAAUCUUCCACAUCGCGGCGCUGCAGCCGGUGGAGAUAGACCCGGAGGCGGUGCGCCCCCCGAAGCGGCGCAACGUGCGCAUCUCCAAGGACCCGCAGAGCGUGGCGGCGCGGCUGCGGCGGGAGCGCAUCAGCGAGCGCAUCCGCACGCUGCAGCGGCUCGUCCCGGGCGGCACCAAGAUGGACACGGCGUCGAUGCUGGACGAGGCCAUCCACUACGUCAAGUUCCUGAAGUCCCAGGUGCAGUCCCUCGAGCGCGCCGCCGCAGCCACCCACCGCGCCGCCUACCACCCCGCCCUCCUCCACGCGCCGUGGCAUCAGUACGCAGUCCCCCACGGCGACAUGUGACCACAAGCUAGCCCCUCGAUCGUCACCGUCGAGCGCGCGCGUCGUCGGUUCGCCGUCGGCGUCUUUCGAUCAGACGGCGGCGGCGACCUCCCGAUCUGCCGCUUCCGCUGUAGUGUUGUGUGUGUGCAUCAUCGGCGCAUGAUCACAUGCGCGUGUAAAGAUGUAGGAGAGCCUUUGAUACAUUCUAUUGUUGUAGCCGCAUACGACGUGGCUGCUCCAAUUUUUUGUUGGAGCCGCAGCCCGUGCAUGCGCGCGCGUACCUGCCCUACCCUACGUAGGCUGUACAUUUCCUUGUACCUUUUUCUCUUCUAUCCAUCCAGCAGUUGCUUCGUUUUCGCA